UGUGCGUGCGUGCGUGCGUGCGUGCGUGCGUCAGAUAUAAGGUUCAACUGAUAAAAUUCGAUUGAUAUUAAUUGUUACUUAUUGGAGACAUAUUGAACAUUUGCAUUUUCAGUACUGCUCGGAAUACUAAACUAUUAAGUUUACGUAGUGUAAACAGUGAUUAUUUGUUUUUCUUCACAAAUUUGAUCAAUCAUUAUUGAUCAAGCUCUCACGUGGUCGAUCGACGUAUUAUUAAAAUUGCGCCUUAUAUACAAAGUUGUGUACUUUAAUAAACAUUCAGUGGUGUUACAAAUCUAAAAAGAGUUAAAAAAAAUCGACGAAAAUGACGACGAUGAUACCUAACGUGAAUGACAUUAAACUAAAAGCUUUAGAAGCUUUUGCUAAGGAAUUCGGUGAGAAUGCAGAUGUCUGUGUUUGUGCACCUGGACGAGUGAACUUGAUCGGAGAACAUACUGAUUAUAACGAAGGUUUCGUUUUACCUAUGGCUUUGCCUAUGAUUACAGUCAUAGCUGGAAAAUAUAGUAAUAUGACAAAGUGUAGGAUUAUUUCUCUUCAUGAGAUAGUUAGUUCUGAAAAACAAGUCGAGUUUGAAAUAGUCUCUCGUGAGAAUUUAAAACCAGGAGAACCAAAAUGGGCUAACUAUGUAAAAGGAUGUAUAGCAUAUUUUAUGAGCGAUGUAUCAGCUUUUAAUGCUGUAAUUGUGUCAUCUGUACCAGUUGGUGCUGGUCUUAGCAGUUCAGCUGCUUUAGAAGUUGCUACUUAUACAUUUUUGGAGACAUUAACUGGUAUAAAAUCGAAUAAACUAGAAGAUAAGGCAUUGGCAUGUCAACGUGCUGAGCAUGAAUUUGCUGGAGUUCCCUGUGGCAUUAUGGAUCAAUUUAUUUCUGUGAUGGGGAAAGAAGGUUACGCUCUUCUUCUUGACUGUAGAGACCUUAAUACCAAACAAAUACCUAUGUCGCAAAUAAAUGAUUACCUUUUUCUUAUUACUGAUUCCAAUGCUCCUCAUAAAUUAAGUUUGAGUGCAUAUUGUGAACGUAGAGAUAGUUGUUAUGCAGCUGCAAAGAUGUUGAACAAAAAAAGUUUGCGCGAAGCGUCUAUAAAUGAUAUUCAAGUUUUACAGUCACAGAAUGCAUCUGAAAUAAUGAUAAAAAGAAGUCGACAUGUAGUGACAGAAAUUCAAAGAACAGUUGAUGCUGCAAUUGCCCUUGAAAAUGGAGAUUUUAAUAAAUUUGGACAGUUAAUGAACGAAAGUCAUGAUUCAUUAAAAAAUGAUUAUGAAGUUUCUUCUGUAGAACUUGAUACCUUGGUAUCGGCAGCAAGGGAAGUAAAUGGUGUUUUAGGAAGUCGUUUGACUGGUGCAGGAUUUGGGGGUUGUACAGUAACGUUACUAAAAAAGGAUGUAAUCACUCAAGUCAUUGAACAUAUAAAGGCCAAAUAUCCUGGAAAUGCAACAUUUUACAUUGCAAAACCUGCAAUGGGAGCAAGAGUACUGAAAAUAAAUUGAAUGGUAUAUUAAUGAAUAAAAAAUAAAACAUUAUUUAAUUUUACAUAGCAAGAGUGUAUAUAAGAAUAUAAAUCAUGAUAGUUGACUGAAAACUCUGGAAUAUUUUUUUUUCGUAUUUGCAUUAAAUAGUUUUUAAUUUCAAAAAGAAAACAGCAUACUUUCAAAACAUAUGUACACUAGUACAAUUAUACUCAAAUCUUUAAUUUGGUAUAACAUAUCACUUACUCUAAAUACUGACAAUAUUUUGUAACGUUUGUUAACAUCUUUUGAAUAAACAUACACUCGUAAAACAUAUGCCAAAAAUACUAAAAUGUAACUACUAUACGUGUAACUAAAACUACAAAUGUAACUAAAUAUACAUGUAUGAUAAUGUACAUGUAUAAAAAAUAUGUAAAAUACUAUAGGCAUACAUACAUAUACGAGUUGUUUCAUUUAACUUGACCAUCUUAAUAUCAUUCUUAGUUUUAAUAAUAAAAAAAGUGUUGCAAGUUGAAAUCAUUUAUUUUGGAAAAAUUAAUGUUACAAUUAACUAAAUUCUUAUAAAAAAUACCCAUUUGUGUUUUUAACAUUAUUGAUAUCGCUUUUUUAUAGUACUGAUAUUCAUAUUGUGCUUUUAUUAAUAUAGGUAAUAAAAAGACAAAUUGUAAAAAAUAUGUUGAUCUUUAAAUGACCUGAAGGUUAGGAAAUUAUUAUAUACAGAGGAAAAUAGCAACCUUGUACAUUUUUGAUUUUUGCUUAAUUUUACCUUUGCAAGACCAGAGGACAUACAAAUACGAAUUUUACAUGGAUUUCUUACUGUCAUUCUAUAGUGAUAGAAAAAUAUCAGAAAAUCUUUAGUUUAUUGAAUUUGAAAACUUGUCGAAGCUAAUGAAAAAGAUACAAAAUUUCCAACUUUGUUUAUUUUCUUACUUUUGGUCGUUUGAAGGUCGAUUUCAUUCUUGAUUUGCAACAUUAAUAUGAUAACAUCUUAUUACUAGUUAAUGAUUUUGAAAACACAUAUAGAAAUAAUCUCAAGAAAAGAAAUAGUUAUAUAUUUCUUCAAAACAUAGAACUUCUUUCUGCUAAAGUUUUUCAUACCAUCGUUGGUAAUGUAGAUAUUAAGGUGGUCAAGAUAAACGUAAUAUCCUACAUACCAAUAGCAUACUUAUACAAUAUGUAUAUACAGGGUGUUUCCAUAUAUAUGGGACCUUUUUGAGAAUCAUAUCUUUACAUAAAUGUAAAUCGAAAAGUCGUUUACCAAUUUGCGAACUACGGCUUCGUUGUCGAGAUAUAAGCAGUUUGCUUCCGGCGCGUCCGCAACAUGUAUUUACAUACACAGGUGAAACAGUCACUGAUGCACAUUCACUGUUGGAAAAUGAUCUAAGAGCCCGCAAACAGGCCACUGACCUCGUACUACCUGGUCUAGAGACUCACAGGUCAUUUUCAAGCAGUGAGUGUUCAUCGGUGUGUAUUUUUCCUUUGUCAAUGGAUAUACAUGCGUGGCUGCACGAACAGCUGAUCGGGCUUCACAUCGCUUGCCGGAAGUCACACCUGCAAAUUUCUACUACUUAUAUCUUGAUAACGAAGCUGCAAUUCGCAAAUUGGUAAAAGACUUUUCGAUUCGUACUGGUGUCAGGUCCUUAAUCCUCCAAAAAAUGCUCACAUAUUAAGAAACACCCUGUAUACUAUAUGUAUACUUACAUUAAUACUUAUGCAUAUUAUGUACAAUUAUUAUACUGUAACUAAAACUAAAUCAACUGAACGCAUGAAACCACUGAGUGCCUAUCUUCACUUUACUAGCUACGUACACAAUAAAAAUUAAUUCAAAAGUUCUGCCAUUAAAAUAAAAUGGUGUUUUACAAAAUGAUUUACACUUUUUUCAUUUAAGUCGCAAAUAUAGAUGCAGAUAUGUAUGACGUAAAACUAGAAGUGCGGCCUGUGAUUGAGUUCAAUUAAUUUUGUUUCAAGUAUAAUCAUAUUUGAAUAAUUUUCUUCAAUACAACAUCGGUGUAUUACGAAUUUUCUUCAAAUUACAUUUUUCGUAUGUAUUUGAUAUUUACUGUACUAUAUAUAAUAUUUUUAAAUAAUUACUAGAGACGUUAGGUACUCUGCUUAUAGUAUUACUGUCUAUAUUAUCGUUCGUCAUGAUAUAAUACCGAUGCUUAUAAGGUAAAAGAGAGUAGUUGCAGGACGGAAUUUCCAUGAAUAUCUAAUAUAAGUAUUGUCAAUACCUGUUCGUAGUAGUUGUUAGAAUGUUGGAAAAUUCUGAAAACAGAUGAGUCUUUUAAAGAGUUUGUAAAAGUAGAUAUUAAAAAUGGGGCACAUGAUAUGUUUACCGUGAAUAGCUUGUAAAUUAUGUGUUGUAUAAAGAAUUGUUCUAAACAAA
This is a messenger RNA of Hylaeus volcanicus, 3869 nucleotides long. Its product is annotated as galactokinase-like. Gene Ontology annotation, cellular component: cytosol; cytoplasm. Gene Ontology annotation, molecular function: ATP binding; galactokinase activity. The coding region runs from base 323 to 1504 and encodes 393 amino acids. Gene Ontology annotation, biological process: galactose metabolic process; carbohydrate phosphorylation. The transcript has 6 exons. NCBI's taxonomy places the organism in Eukaryota, Metazoa, Arthropoda, Insecta, Hymenoptera, Colletidae. The record is from RefSeq and is a predicted model, not a curated record.